GUUCUCUUUUUUUGGUCCAAAUACAUUUAAACACACAUGUGCACGUGCAGUCCAAUUCUGCUGCAAGUGCUACCGUUUUUCUCGGCUCUUGGAGCUUUUAAUACUUUGAAUUGCUCGAGUGGUCAGAGAGAGAUAGUGUCACGAAAAUCGUAAACGACGUAAAGAAGUUUUUUUUUUAAAGAAGCAGUCACUAUCCAGAUCUGCGGAUAUUGGACUCAGUUAUCUCCUCAUUAGUUCUAUCGGUUGUUUGCUCGUGCAUAUUACUCUCUUUGUCGUUCGAAAAUUUCACAACAUUUUCUCGUUAAAUCGUGAGACAUUAAAGAGUGUGUGUAAUAUACAAGUGGAAUAUUCUUCAAAACAAGAGUCGAAUUUUCGUCUUUGUGGGAAGGAUUAAUUUCGUAAUUGCUGAAAACCGAUUGAAAAUCCAGUGAAAAGCAUGACUCUGGGUUCACAAUUGGAAGCAGGAGAGCAUGGAGAGAAAGGAAAUCUUAAAAUUCCAUUGACCAACGGAAAGAAGAAUGAAGCAGAGACUGAUGCAAAUCAAAACGGAGAAAAAAUUGGUAAUGCGAGUAGUGCGAUUGAAAAUGUUCUUGAGAAAGGAGAAGUUGAAGCAACCAAAGAGGGAGAGAAAGAAAAAGAGAAGGAUAAACUAAAAGGAAAAUCUGAUAAAGAUGGCGAGGCUGACAAAGAUAAAGACUCUUCAAGUGAACAAGAGGUUGUAUUCAUUCAGGAUAUGGGCUUCACUGUUAAGAUAGUAAGUCCUGGAGCAGAUCCUUUCGAUAUUCAGGUCUCCAGCAUGGAACUUGUACAGGAAAUUCAUCAACUUUUGAUGGAUCGUGAAGAUACUUGUCAUCGAACGUGUUUCUCUCUCCAACUUGAUGGAAAUACAUUGGAUAAUUUUGCUGAAUUGAAAAAUAUUGAAGGUUUAAAGGAGGGAUCUGUGAUCAAAGUUGUUGAGGAGCCUUAUACGAUGCGCGAGGCUCGCAUUCACGUGCGGCAUGUUCGGGAUUUGUUGAAAUCCGUUGAUCCCGCAGACGCAUACAAUGGUGUUGAAUGCAGUAGUCUUUCAUUUUUAAAUGUUAUCACUAAUGGUGACAUCAUGGAAAAAAAGAAAUCUCGAGCUGAUUCCGUUGAUUGCACUCCGCCUGACUACAUCAUACCAGGUUGCAAAGAUAGACCCUUACUACCUCUGCAACCUCAAGCGAAGGAACAAAAAUGUCCACCCUGUCUGAAGGUUUUAACAACUUCGGGAUGGAAUCCACCACCAGGUCACAGAAAACUGCACGGCGAUUUGAUGUACUUGCACGUUAUAACGUUAGAAGAAAAGCAGUAUUACUUGACAGCUUGUGCUCGUGGCUUUUUCGUAAAUCAAUCUUCCAAAGAAACAUUCAGUCCGAAACCAGCCACUCCAAGUCAUCUCUGCCACAGUCUCAUAGAACUACUUAAUCAACUGAGUCCUGCCUUUAAGAGAGGCUUCGCAGCUAUGCAGAGACGAAGGACAUUGAGACAUCCAUUCGAGAGAGUAGCGACUCCAUACCAAUUACAUGCAUGGUGUGCUCCUCAAAUUGAACACACAAUUGAUGCGAUUCGUGCCGAAGACACGUUCUCUUCCAAGCUUGGAUAUGAAGAACAUAUUCCAGGACAAACUCGUGAUUGGAAUGAGGAAUUGCAGACAACAAGAGAACUGCCACGAAAAAAUUUACCAGAAAGAUUGUUGAGGGAACGAGCAAUUUUUAAGGUUCAUAGUGAUUUUGUGGCUGCCGCUACUCGAGGCGCUGUGGCAGUAAUUGAUGGCAAUGUUAUGGCUAUCAAUCCUGGAGAGGAGCCUAAGAUGCAAAUGUUCAUUUGGAAUAAUAUAUUUUUCUCUCUUGGAUUCGAUGUAAGAGAUCAUUAUAAGGAGCUUGGUGGCGAUGCUGCAGCCUUUGUUGCGCCUCGAAAUGACCUUCAAGGCGUUCGAGUGUAUGCUGCUGUCGAUCUUCCUGGACUUUAUACUCUGGGAACAGUUGUAAUUGAUUAUAGAGGAUAUCGAGUUACUGCUCAAUCUAUUAUACCAGGCAUUUUGGAACGUGAGCAAGAACAAUCGGUGGUUUAUGGUUCCAUAGAUUUUGGAAAAACAGUUUUGUCGCAUCCAAAGUAUCUUGAAUUGCUAAAUAAAGCUGGUCAACAGCUGAAAAUUUUACCUCACAAAGUUAUAAAUGAUGCAGCAGAAGAAAUAGAGCUUUGUAGCAGCGUCGAAUGUAAAGGAAUCAUCGGAAAUGACUCUCGUCAUUAUGUUUUGGAUCUUUUGAGAACUUUCCCUCCAGAUGUAAACUUCCUAAAAUUGGAUAACGUUGAAUUGAGUAAAGAAGCUCGAGCUUUAGGAUUUCCUGUAGAGCACAAACAUAGAUUGGCCUGUCUUCGUCAAGAAUUAAUAGAUUCUUUUGUAGAGGCCAGAUACGUACAAUUCAUCAAACAUGCCGCUGUACAUUUGCAACAGUUGACAUCUGUGAGAAGAUCGCAAAAAGAUAAGGAACUGUGUCCAAAGGAAGACAAGAAGGAUGAGACUACUGUUGCAACUAUUGAUAGCAAUAAAGAAGUUUCUGCUCAAUCAACAAUUGAAGCUGAUGAAGCGAAAAAAAUCGUUGAAAGCAUAACAGACUCUAUUACUGGUGGUGAAAAACAAGAACUUGAAGAGAGUACGAAAGAAAUAGUACGCAGAGCUGCAGCUGCAGUCGGCAGCUUACGUGAUGCAGAAUUCGAUGUUAGAUUUAAUCCGGAUGUUUAUUCGCCUGGUGUUCGUCAUCCAGAUGCAAAUGGAGUUGCUCUGAAGAAACAAAGACAACUGAUCAGAGACGCUGCAGACUUUUUGCUAACAGUGCAACUUCCUACUUUUAUUCGCGAAUGCUUGGAUCACACUGCCGCAGCAAUGGAUGGAAGCACAUUAGUGGAAGCCCUUCAUGGAAGAGGAAUCAACGUUCGUUAUCUUGGAAAGUUAGCAGCCAUGCUCACUAAUGUUCCGCAAUUACAAUACCUGAAUCGUAUAGCAGUUUCUGAAUUAAUUUUGCGUUCGGCCAAACAUAUUUUUACUUCCUACAUGCAGGGGACAGAAUUAAUGAGUUUAUCAGCUGCAAUAAGUCACUAUUUGAACUGCUUCUUGUCAUCUGCGCAGCCUAUUCAUCCUCAACAAAAUUUAGAAGAGCUUCAAAGCAAAACAGCCAAGCGUCGCAAUAAAAGAAAAGGAAGAAAUAAUGGUCCUCAACAGUCAGAAGUAGAAUGGGCUUCUCUUACUCCAAAAGCGCUUUGGCAACAAAUUAAAGCAGAUUUAAAAAGUUACUACGAUUGGGAUACACCUACUCCAGAGUCUCUUGAUGUGACUAUGGAAUAUUUUCAUUUGCAAAAAAUCUCCCUUCUUCGAGGUUUUUGUGUGAAGACUGGCAUUCAAAUCUUGUUGCGAGAGUAUAAUUUCGAAAAUAAAAAUAGAGCGACUUUCUUUGAAGAGGACAUACUCAACAUUUUCCCAGUAGUUAAACAUAUCAAUCCAAGGGCAAGUGAUGCUUACAAUUUUUAUACUACUGGUCAAAGUAAAAUUCAACAAGGUUAUUUGAAGGACGGACAUGAAUUGAUAAGCGAAGCUUUGAACCUACUGAAUAAUGUGUAUGGAGCGAUGCAUCCUGAAAUUGCGCAGUGCCUUAGAAUGCUUGCAAGAUUGAAUUACAUUAUGGGUGAUCAUGGCGAAGCACUCGCCACUCAACAGAAAGCUGUUCUCAUGUCAGAGAGAGUCAAUGGCAUUGAUCAUCCUUACACUAUAAUCGAAUACAUACACUUGGCAUUGUACUCAUUUGCCAAUGGCCAUGUCUCAGCAUCUCUAAGAUUAUUGUACCGAGCUCGAUAUCUUGCAUUAUUGAUUUGCGGUGAAGAUCAUCCCGAAGUGGCAAUACUUGAUAGCAAUAUUUCUUUGAUUCUACACGCUGUCGGAGAGUACGAAUCAUCUCUUCGAUUUUUAGAACACGCUUUAUCUCUAAAUCGUCGUUAUCAUGGGCCAAGUUCCUUGAAGGUUGCCGUAUCAUAUCAUCUCGUGGCUCGCACUCAAUCCUGCAUGGGUGACUUCCGCGCUGCCCUCAACCACGAAAAGGAAACUUACGCCAUUUAUAAACAGCAGUUGGGCGAGGAACACGAAAAGACCAAAGAAAGUAGCGAUUGCUUGAGACAUUUAACUCAGCAGGCCGUUGUUUUACAAAAGAAGAUGAACGAAAUUUACACUGGCAAGUCUGGUGUCAGUUUACCACCAAUACAAAUUCAACCACCAAGUAUGGGUUCAGUACUCGACAUGCUCAACGUUAUAAAUGGUAUUCUUUUUGUGCAAAUUAGUCAGCAAGAUAUUGAAAAUUUUAAGGCCGAAAUAGAGAAGCGACAAAAGGAACAAACACCAGAAGCAACUGUGAAAGCCAUUGAAAGUGAGAAGAAGGAAGAUUCAAUAAAUGCAAAUGAGGAAAAAAUCACCGAGGCUACAGAAGAAACAAAAUGCUUAGAGGAAUUGAAAACCGCGAUAGAAACAUCAGUUGUUGCUGAGAGCUGAACUUUUUUCUAAUAAAAAAUAAAAAAGAAAAAGCCAUAUGUUUGUUUAACGUCCUAGUCUCAAUAAUAAUGUUUGCAUCGCUCCAAGAUAAUGAAUUUGGAGAAUUCACGAGUUCUCCCUACUGCAACGCUGUCACUAAGUGCAAAAUUAUUCUCUAAGUGCCACAUCGUUGAGUGUUCUUGGGAGUUGCGACAACGAAUUACAAACGCAAAGUUUUGCUAAAACCAUCCUGCAAAACUUUAAAGUGUAUGCUCUGAUUUCAGCCCUAGUCCUUAAAUUCAUUCACUUACAAUUAUCAAACCAAAAUCUUAGCAACUAUUGAAAAAAUUUAUUAACAAAUUUAUUAACAUUCUAUCCAAAUAAUGAAUUGUUUCAUUCAUUAUGUUUUUAAAACUUUAAAUAAGUGAUUAGAAGAAUUUAAAUAAUAGAAAUGACCGUGGAAAUUAUUAUUGAUGAUGUUUUGAACCAAAAUUUACAAUAUAAUAUGUAUUCUUAAGCUGUUAUAUCAUCUUAUAUUUUAACUCUCCGCAGAUUUUUUUUUUAUAAUUCUCCCGAAAAUGUUUGCGAAAAUUACCUUCACCAUUUUGUAGCGGAAAUUUUGUGAAUAUUUUCGAAAAUUUGUAAAGGAAAUUACUUCGAAAUUCUACAUGAAAUUAUCAGUUUUUUUGUAUCAUUAUGCGAAAAUUUUCUAAAUUUUAUUGAAAAUUAGGAAUUUUUUUCUGUACCACUUUGAAGGGAAUUUUUUCAAUAAUGUUUGACACUUCUUUAAUUAUUUAUAUUAACAAACAUUGACAUGGUAGCAUUGCACGAGUUUUUUUUUUGUUUCAAAAAUAAUUUGCCUCCAUAUUCCAAUAAAUUAAAGAGUGACGUUAUAAGAAAAUAUCCGCGUUUAAUAUAAAUAAUUAAAAAACUGUGAGUUUCAUAAAAAAAAGUUUUUUAAAAUAAAUAGUUCUUGUUAAUCAUAAUGUGUAACAAUUUUUAUUUUAUUUAAAUUUUUAGUUGACUAGAAAAUAUAACUCGCGCGAGUCGUUUACUAUUUCAGGGUCAAUAUAUCUAAAAAUAAUAUUCUCCAUUUUCAUAAUUAGUACAUUUAUAAAGUUAAAAUUAAACAUGUAGUAAAGACAAUUUAGAUUUACAGUUUUCUUAAAAUAAAACAAAAUAUGAUUUCUUUGAAAUUUA
Molecule: messenger RNA, 5734 nt
Organism: Leptopilina heterotoma
Lineage: Eukaryota; Metazoa; Arthropoda; Insecta; Hymenoptera; Figitidae
Gene: clu
Product: clustered mitochondria protein homolog
Exons: 17
Coding region: 437-4555 (1372 amino acids)
Biological process (GO): intracellular distribution of mitochondria
Cellular component (GO): cytoplasm
Molecular function (GO): protein binding; mRNA binding
Source: RefSeq, a predicted model, not a curated record